Messenger RNA from Salvelinus namaycush (lake trout), 864 nucleotides. RefSeq names its product arf-GAP with Rho-GAP domain, ANK repeat and PH domain-containing protein 1. The record is from RefSeq and is a predicted model, not a curated record. NCBI's taxonomy places the organism in Eukaryota, Metazoa, Chordata, Actinopteri, Salmoniformes, Salmonidae. The transcript is spliced from 5 exons. Bases 154 to 729 code for a protein of 191 amino acids.
AACAAAAGACAUAUAUCAACGUUCUCAGGACACAUACACACACACACACACAAUUUAAUUGACUUCUCAGCUCUGCUAUUACCCCUAUACUGUUUCUGAUUUGGUACAUUCCGUCCCCCCAUAGCCAGUAAAGUGGAUGUGUCCAAGCACGGGAUGGUGAAGUUCCGGGAGGAGAGGAGCAUUCUGGGAUUGGGACUGAAUACCGGCAGCUUCCACGACCGCUACUUCAUCCUCAGCACGGUCUCCCUCAGGAUGUACAAGGAAGUGCGGAGUAAUCGUCCAGAGAGGGAGUGGCAGGUGAAGAAUCUGAGGGUCUAUCUAGGCAUCAAGAAGAAACUACGACCACCCACCUGUUGGGGUCUGACUGUGAUCAAUGGAAGUGAAAAACAGGAGAAGCCAGAGAGGCAGCAAUGGUAUCUGUGUUGUGACACUCAGACAGAGAUGAGGGAGUGGUUCUCCACCUUCCUCACUAUCCAGUAUGAUGGUAACGUGUGGCCAGCGGAUGCAGUACAAACACGUGUGACCCGUGCGUUGCCGGCGGAUACGCGUCAUGGUAAUGUGGCGUUGAUUCCGUUGCGCGGCAGCGAGAAUGAGAUGCGGAACAGCGUUGCAGCUUUCACCGCCGACCCGCUUGGCGUGAGUCAAUCCUCCAAUCACAGGGGCCAAUCCACAGUCGUGGGCCUAUCAGAGACCUCCAUGCUGACACAGCCACUCCAAGCCCUGUCCUGAGUCCCAUGAUGCAGUGCGUGUGUGGUCAGGAGGGGGGCGGAGUCGACCCUGGGGUCAGGAUGGAUAACCUCUGGACUCUGAUUAACCCUGAUUACGCUCAUCGCAACCCCUACACACACACACACACACACACAC